Thlaspi arvense is the source of this 438-nucleotide messenger RNA. NCBI's taxonomy places the organism in Eukaryota, Viridiplantae, Streptophyta, Magnoliopsida, Brassicales, Brassicaceae. The record is from the annotation of a GenBank genome assembly.
AUGUUUAUCUUUUCUUUAUCCUCAGGCAACAACAUUUCAUCAUUGAGGACAGAAUUAAAAAGCCAGAGGAAAUUAGUAAAAAAUUUAAAGAAAAAAUCUCUCUGGUCCAGGAGUUUGGAAGAGGAUCCUGCAGUCUGGGAUAUGAAAGUGCAUGAGAUAAUCUCAGGUCUGGAUGUUGGAUUUGGACACAGGUGUGGUGUCGGACUCAUGAAUGUCAUAAAUUCUAGGACAUGGGGACAUGGAUUUAGAGUCAUGGAGAAACUUGUUGAUGUUGUCCUCUUCUUGAAUUGGGAGAUAUGCAAUGCCUUUAGCAUGGCAGACAGUGAGGCACCUUUGGAAGGAUCUCAAAGUAAUCAGCAAAAGUUGGGACCUGCUGGUCUAGCAUUGCAUUAUGCAAAUAUUGUCAUCCAGAUUGACACACUUACUAGACUGGCUUGA